CUUCUUGCGGUGACCCCUAUAUGGUGUUUGUUUUACACACGAUAAUUGGAUUUCUCACACUCAAUUGACUCUCAAGCCUUCCAUUUACUAAAUUGCUAUUUGUGACCCUAUAAGUCUGUAUCCUCUUUAUUGUCUAACCUUUCAGAUUUGAACGAUCGCAUAGUACUAUACGUGGUUUCACUCGCAACAUAACUUGUGUCCUGACACGAUCUUUCAACAAUAUGGGGCACCCAUCCCUAGAAGACCAAUAUUCACACAGCUCCAGCUUGGUCGAUAACGUCAGAUUCUCACAACAAGCGCCCAUCAUACUUGGCGCAAAAGCUACUUCUGCGAAAAUAAAUUUGUUGCCAGCUCAACAGGAAGAUCCGAGCCACUAUGUCUUACUCGAACAACUUUUCUUGUCUUGUUUGCAAACGGGUGAUGAUAAGUCUGCUCUACAAUGUCUUGAAUUGUUAAGCGAUCGGUUUGGUCCUUCCAAUGAACGAACUUCUGGCUUGUAUGGCAUCUAUGAAGAAGCUGUUGCAAAGGGAACAAAUGGGUUAGAGAAAUGCUUGCAGAAGUACGACUCGAUACUUUCAGAAAAUCCGGUCAAUUUGCCAAUUCUUAAGCGUCGAGUCGCGAUUUUGCGCUCAAUGUCGAAGCCUAUGGAGGCAAUCUCCAGUUUGGUGGAGAUAUUAAAGGCUGUUCCCACGGAUGCUGAAGCGUGGUGCGAGCUUGCAGACUUGUAUAUGGCUCAGGGAAUGGCACACCAAGCGAUUUUCUGUCUCGAGGAGUCUCUAUUGGUUGCAGCCAAUGCCUGGAAUAUCCAUGCUCGGUUGGGCGAAGUUUUGUAUAUCUGUGCUCGCUCGGGCGAUGAGACAUCUGGCCAGUACUUAGUAAGAUCUAUACGAUGCUUUUGCCGGAGCAUUGAGCUUUGUGAUGAUUACCUAAGGGGGUUUUACGGCCUUGUCAUGGCCACUUUACCUUUGUUGGAUGGGAAACAAGGAGAUACUGGAUUCAAGAUCUCAGCUGCGCAGUGGGAAAAGACAAUCCCGGCAGCUACAAUUUCGAAGUUACACAUCUUUGCAAAGAGACGUCUCGAACAUAUUAUAGAACUACGGUCAUCGAAUCAUCAGUUGUGGGAGUCCUGCCAAGGAGAAAUUAUAGCAGCGAAGGAGCUAUUGGAUUCCCUCCAGGACACAACCUGACGAAGCCAGAGACUAGUAUGUUAGCGCAGAACCAUUAAUGGGAAAAACCAUGGUACUUUUUAUAUUGCAAUACUCGAGACACAAGCCGAGCAAUGUUACCUAUCGCUUCCCAAGGUGCUGUUGCUGGUGGGCAUGCGGGCCUUUGAAGACACCAGAGUGACUCACCAUCCCUAAAUUGUGUAUAAUCAUGAUUGUGUAGGAAGCGAAUACAAAACUUUAAUU
Messenger RNA from Aspergillus campestris IBT 28561, 1409 nucleotides. RefSeq lists its product as uncharacterized. Lineage: Eukaryota; Fungi; Ascomycota; Eurotiomycetes; Eurotiales; Aspergillaceae. Gene Ontology annotation, cellular component: EMC complex. Gene Ontology annotation, molecular function: protein binding. Bases 222 to 1187 code for a protein of 321 amino acids. The transcript has 4 exons. The record is from RefSeq and is a predicted model, not a curated record. Gene Ontology annotation, biological process: protein folding in endoplasmic reticulum.